AUGACUGCAACUUGGGUGGCACAGCGACUCUAUGAAGACGGGAUUAUUACAGAAGACAUGAGAGAAACCAUAAGCUCACAGAGAACUAACAACGAACAAAAUAGAAAAUUGAUAAGCAUCAUUUUACGGAGAGGACCCAAAGCUUUCACAGGUUUGCGCAAGGCACUUAUGAAAUCGGGGCAUCUUAAUUUAUCAAAACUCCUACUGAAUGAUUAUGACGACAGCACAUUGACAGAAUACGAAAAGAAGUUAGCUUCAGCUCGAUCACUAAUAAUUGAUGUCAAAAAAGGAACAAACACUCCGCAUCAAAGAAAAGAGCAAACAGAAACAAGAUGUAAAAUAAAUUUGGAUGAAAAAAAUGACGUUUUCCUGACAGCCACAGUUUACAGAGGUGAUAUUAUUAUCCAUUUACGUCAUUUCAUAGAGAAUAAUGGAGGAAUGUUCCCAUCAAAAAGAGGAGCCACGUUUAACCUAGGGCGCUGGGUGAAAUUUGAAUCAUUAAUUGAGGAGAUUGACACCUAUCUCCAAACUUACUGGAGACAGUCUGCGGAAAUACAAUGGCAUAUUGGAGGAGGUGUAUUUGUUUCCUUAACACCAAAGUUUGCUACAGUUGAUGUAAGACAUUAUUGGAAACCAGAGAGCGUUGAAAGUCCAAUACCUACCAAGAAAGGAGUAUGUCUUAACAAGACAAUGUUUGCUCGAUUAAAAGCUGCUUUACAAGAGCUUCAUGAUUAUGUCCCUGAACUAAACAAUGUAGAACUUUGUAUGUUUAGUGAAUCCCAUCAGAACCAAGAGGGAAUGCUUUCAUGCCCAGAAUGCACCCCCUUUCCAAAAGAAUCGAAAUCUCUUUCAAUGGAAUGUAACGCAGACGAUUCUGAACAGGAGAUAUCAUCCCUCAAUAUUGAUGACAACGACUCUGAAAAAGAGGACAUUUGCAUUGGAUUUGACUUUUGA
Saccostrea cuccullata (small rock oyster) is the source of this 954-nucleotide messenger RNA. RefSeq lists its product as uncharacterized. Gene Ontology annotation, molecular function: DNA binding. The transcript has a single exon. Bases 1 to 954 code for a protein of 317 amino acids. Gene Ontology annotation, biological process: regulation of apoptotic process; regulation of DNA-templated transcription. NCBI's taxonomy places the organism in Eukaryota, Metazoa, Mollusca, Bivalvia, Ostreida, Ostreidae. The record is from RefSeq and is a predicted model, not a curated record.